Molecule: messenger RNA, 789 nt
Organism: Cylas formicarius (sweet potato weevil)
Lineage: Eukaryota; Metazoa; Arthropoda; Insecta; Coleoptera; Brentidae
Product: protein FAM200B-like
Exons: 1
Coding region: 1-789 (262 amino acids)
Source: RefSeq, a predicted model, not a curated record
AUGGACAAAUUUUUGAAAAGAAAGACUGAAAGUGAGGUUAAUGUUGGGGCGAGUACAAGCAGGUCUUCUUCAAUUGAAGGAGAUAUGCAAGGCAACAAAAAUGCCGAAAAUAAACGUAAAAAGAUAUCCGAAUCAGUUCGGCAUUAUUCGGAAGAAUAUCUGAAGUUUGGUUUUACAUGGAGCGGUAGUCAAGAUGUUCCUAUUCCGAGAUGUAUUGUAUGUGGUGAAAAAUUGGCUAACAGUGCAAUGGUCCCAGCUAAGUUACAGCGACACCUUUCAACAAAACAUUCUUGUCUAACUUCGAAAGGUAAAGAUUAUUUCGAAAGAUUGCUGAAAAAUCAAGAAGUGCAAGCAACAUGCUUUCGAAAGAGCGUUACAAUUUCGGAUAAAGCGCAAAUCGCUUCUUAUAAAGUGGCAGAACUAAUUGCAUUGAAGCAAAAGCCGCAUGAUAUCGCAGAAUCGCUAAUUUUGCCCGCAUGUUUAGAAAUUGUUAAGAUUAUGUUUGGCAAUGAAGCGCAGCGAGACUUCCUAAAAAUUCCCGUUUCGGACGAUACGAUAAAAAGAAGAAUUAUAGAUAUGUCAGGUUUUAUAGAGAACGCAGUGACGGCGAAAUUAAGUACAAAAAAAUUUGCGCUGCAAAUUGACGAAUCCACUGACAUAAGUGGCAAAGCCCAAUUAAUCGGAUUUAUUCGCUUUGUUGACGACACUGAAAUAAUAAAUCAGUUUUUAUUCUGCAAGGAACUUAUUGGUCACGCAACUGGAGAUUUUGUAGUCGAGUUAAAGCAAUAA